Messenger RNA from Electrophorus electricus (electric eel), 550 nucleotides. The record is from RefSeq and is a predicted model, not a curated record. Lineage: Eukaryota; Metazoa; Chordata; Actinopteri; Gymnotiformes; Gymnotidae.
CUUGCAUGUCACUCCACACACGCUCAGCUCCUCUGUCCUGUAGUACAGGGCCCACUCUGCCCCCACAGUCUCUCUCUGUGUGUAAAAUCAGCCAUUCUGCUAGAAUGAGGAACCUGUCUGCUCUGCUGUUUGUGCUGCUGCUCUGUUCUCUCCAGCUGGUCUCUAGUGGUACUCAAGCUAGUAAAGCUGCUUUGAAAAUCUGCUGUCCUGCACUGACUCAGAUGAAGUUGCCCCUCAAACGCAUCGUGUCCUACAACUGGACCAGCAGCGAAUGCUCCAUCAAAGCUGUGGUCUUUAAUAUGAUUAGUGGAAAGACGAUCUGUGUGGAUCCUGCCUCUGACUGGGUCAAUGACCACGUGAAAGCAGUGGACCAGAGAACAAAAGGACCUGCUACUGGAAACUAAACAUCCUCCAAACACUGAAGCUGACCAGCUAAAGGCUGUGAAAGACAUGAGAUUACAUAUCACAUAUACAUGUGUACCUCUAACUGUCUGCCAUAAGGAGCCAUUUAUGCUAAAUAUGCUAAUACUGUAGCCUUUCUUUUUUCUAA